AUGAGUACAAUGUCUUCUGCAAACACUAGGUAUUGGAAGCUUUCUCCGUCUAUGUCGAUUCCGCAGGGCAUCUGGGCGUUUCGCAUCACUAUUUCCAGAGCAGCAGAAAAAAACAUCGGGGAAAUGAUCUCUCCUUAUCGAACUCCGCGUCAUAUCUGGAUGCGGAUCGGGUUUCUAUUAAGGUUUACGUCGGUGAAGCAGCUGGUAUUGCACUGUCGUAUCAUUUCCUUGUACAGGGUUUGUACCUUGCAGUGGUGUUUAAGCUUGGGGCUUACGCGCCUACAGCUGACAGCGAUGAAGAGCAGCAUGACAACUUCUACGAACAACUCGAGGAGCUUACGCGUAGGCGAAGUGGUUACGUCGUUGUGAUGGGGGACUUCAACGCCCGGGUUGGAUCACAAAAGCACGAUCGGACCUUCCAGUUGCGAGAACAGAAAGAUCAGUUCUGGAGGAAACGCUGCCUUUUCUGUCAUCAGAAUACCCUCGACCACAUCGCAACUUGCCGACGUCUUAUCGAGGCUUCCCGGUAGCAUCGCCUUCCCCUCGUAAUGACCUUACAAUGACGUUGUAGUAGCAGUACAGAAAGUAGUACGACAAGGGGAUCCGAUAUCGCCAAACCUGUUUUCCGCCUGCCUAGAGCACGUCAUACGCCGCUGCAACUGGAGUAACUUUGGUGUUAACAUCGACGGUGUGCGUCUUAACCAUUUGCGAUUUGCCGAUGACAUCGUGUUGAUCACGGACUCUCCAGAACACGCUUCUGAGAUGCUGCAUCGCCUAGAUGAGGAAGGAAGCCAGUGUGAUCUCACCAUCAAUACGUCUAAGACCAACGUAAUGCGAAACCAAUUCUCAGGCGAUACCCCUGUAAUUCUGAAAGGAGGUGGUAUCGAAGACCUUGACGAGUACGUGUACCUCGGGAGCCAGCUUAACAUGAGGAACGACCUAAAUGGAGAGUUAGCAAGACGUCGCAAGGCUGGAUGGGCAGCAUUUUACUCCAUAAGAAGCGUACUAGAGGACACUAGGGACUGCAAACUUCGAGCAGACUUAUUUAACUCAACGAUGUUACCUGCCCUCAGCUACGCGGGAGAAACCUGGGCUCUGACGAAAUCACUAGAAAGACAUUUAAUGUCCACCCAGGCUUCGAUUGAACGUCGUCUUUUGAGUCUAACGCUGAGUCGGCAACGGGAGCUCAAACUUCAUAAUUCCAACGUCAGAGCAAUGUCGACAGUCAAAGACGUUCUAGUUCACGUCGAUGAAGCGAAGGACAGGUUUGUCAGACACCUAAUGAGAGGAGAGGAUGGACGAUGGAGCUCGGCCACUAUACGAUGGUACCCACGAGAGAAGAAGCGGCCGCAUGGCCGUCCUCCUUUACGAUGGGCAGAAUCUCUAGCUUAUCGGAACAACGUCUAUGAUCCGGAGUCCUUUAGGGUGACUACGCACUGGACAACCAGAGCUAAGAUCGAGAACAAUGGAAAAGAAGUUAGGACCCGCGCAAGACCAAUCGCCGUGCUGAUGCACGGGUCGUCUAAGUAUCUAAGUGAGUGA
Haemonchus placei is the source of this 1542-nucleotide messenger RNA. The record is from the annotation of a GenBank genome assembly. NCBI's taxonomy places the organism in Eukaryota, Metazoa, Nematoda, Chromadorea, Rhabditida, Trichostrongylidae.